AUGGUAAACGUGGAGGGCAUUUCGGUCAACAGAUACGGUGCCGGUUUCGGAACGAGUAAAAUUACCGAAACCUCCGUGGGUUGGGUUUUGAAACAGUGCGAAAGGGAGGGUAUAUUUGUCCGUUUCGGAAACACGAAAACCGCGGCGAAAAAGGUUGACAAGGAGAAGGGUCGAUUUGGAGGUCGCCUCCAAUGGCUGAAUCUGGUUCUUCACCCACCAAUCAAUUCACAUGCGAUAGACGAGACGAAGGAUGAGAAAACUAAAAAGGACGCCCAAAUGAGACGACGCGAGUUCGAGGAACAAACCUUAGAUCUCGAUGUGCCGGAGAGUUUAGGGGGCGUCGGCUGCCUGCCUGAAUCCUCGGAGCGGCCGCUGAAGGAGGUGGCGCCGCUCCACGAGAGCGGCGUGGUGGGGCUGCCUCUGUGGCUGUGCGCCGGUUUCUUCGGAUUAUGUCAGCGGUUCGAGUCCGCUUAUCCCGAACUGAUGGACUUAGCCGAUACAAAGUUAUAUGAUACCUUGGUGACAUGGAGUUUGCGUGUCGCAAAAAAUAAAUACGUGGACGACUACCGCAAUAGUUGGCCGAGCACAAUAAGUCGAAUCGGCAAGGAAGAAACGAGCAUGAUCGAGCACAACAGAUAUCAACAAGAUUUGAGUAUUAGGACCAAGCAACCGGGGGGACACGGCCACCAACCCCCACCAUGGAGAUUCCCGAGCUCGAGGGCUCGAGAUUGA
Striga asiatica is the source of this 732-nucleotide messenger RNA. The record is from the annotation of a GenBank genome assembly. Lineage: Eukaryota; Viridiplantae; Streptophyta; Magnoliopsida; Lamiales; Orobanchaceae.